Molecule: messenger RNA, 3297 nt
Organism: Lottia gigantea (owl limpet)
Lineage: Eukaryota; Metazoa; Mollusca; Gastropoda; Lottiidae
Exons: 4
Coding region: 1-3297 (1098 amino acids)
Biological process (GO): regulation of apoptotic process
Source: RefSeq, a predicted model, not a curated record
AUGGAGCAAGGAUCCACAGCCAAUUCCUAUGUAACCAAUCGAGAGAGGGAAUACCUGGCUAAACUCUGUUGGUUACUUCACGAUGCAGGAACAUACACACUACGGACCAUUUUUAACAGUAUCCACCCCGGAAUAACCCUCAAGGAACACUUGGCACAACAUCAUAUUAGAUCUGUAUUGGUCAAGCUACAUGAACAGAAGGCACUGUCAGAGAGUCAAUGGAGGGUCCUUUAUCCAGUAGAGAAAGGUGGUGCGAGUUCUCAACGUUUUGACUCCAGAAUAUUAGUAAUACUUCUUCAGACCAUAUGCCACUUGAGUCCACCCUAUCCAAACGGCUGGUCUGCCGAACCGCUACCUAAUGACACCAGUCUUAGCGCUGAUGUUGUUCGACUGCAGAUACUUUUACAACAGAUUGGGUCGUUGGUUGGAGUCAGACAUGAAGAAUAUCCAGUUUUAUGGAGGAAAAUUGUUGAAGUUCUUCUCCGGCAAGGUGGUCCAGCAGUACGAGGAAAAAUCGAAAGAACUGACACAGGGAAUUUGAAUCCAGAACAGCAAAACUUUUAUAUUCAACAUGUGAAAGAUAUUUGGGGAACCACCGAGUCGGGAGUAGGAGCCCUUAGACAUCUUAAUGGACCCAGGGCUCUGAAUAAACCAAGUAAGGGUGGUAGGAAGAAAACAGAAGAUCAGGAAGGGCUAUCAUUGGAGGAUAAAGUAGUAUUAUCUAAGAUGUUUAAGGUAUUAAUGGAUACUGCAGUCGCUGAAGAUAUAAUAGACCGUCUUCAACAAGGGCAGAUAAUCAAAAUUACAGAUCGACAAGAAAUAACGGCUUUAUCCAAAAAUUCUGAACGCAUGCAGUUUAUUCUGUUAAAAAUUCAAAAUUCGAAGUCACCUUAUGCCUUCAAGAUAUUCCUGGAUGCUUUGAAGUUUAAAUAUAAUAAACUUUAUGAAGAGGUGUCUGAAUUCAGAAGGAUAACCUAUAAACACGGAGUCAAGGAAACGAGAGUCUUUAUGAAAUGGUUUUCAGAUUUGGUUGGCAUUUGUAACAAGGCAUUAAAGGCGCACUAUGGAGCCGUAUUUUCUAAAAUGAGUCCUUUGCCAUGGAAUGAAAACCUACAAAUGCCCAUUAAAGACUACUUUACAGCAACAGAGAUAGUCCACAGUGAUGGGCACAAGGUGCAGCUACAUGAUAUUCUUCCACCAAGAGUUACAACUGGUAGAGGAUCGAAAGUCAUUCUGGAAGGAGAAUCUGGUAGUGGUAAAUCAACUUUAGCUGCAAUGAUGACUUACCAGUGGGCCACCAAACCAGAUUUUUUCAGCGAAUAUUACCGAUUUAUGAUCCUAGUGGAUGCCGAACUACUAGAGGGAAACGUUCGAAAGUCUAUUUACCAACAAACUAUUUUAGAAAGCAGCAAAAUCACUUUUGAUGAGUUUUGGGAAACUUUAGAAUCUUAUGAUGAAGAUGUUGUAUUGGUAAUUGAUGGAUUUACUGGUGGAAGAUCAGAAUUGUGCAAGUUAAUUGACGGGACACAUCUUUUGAAAAGCGCUGUUCUGGUAAUGGUCAGUCCGAAUAUCUCAAUGAGUAAGGUUGUUAAACCCGAUUAUAAACUCUUCAAUGUUGGUCUUAGUGUCAGUCAUAUUCCAAGAUGUUUGAGAAUCUAUGCUGGAAUGAUGCGUAUCGGAUCGGAUGAUUUUGAUAUUCUGCUUGAAGAACUCGAAUCCUGGCCACAUGUACACAAUCUUCGACAUCCUUUUAUCUGCUACGUCACCAUCACCACUUAUAAGUAUACUAAGCUAGAUUUGAGCAAAUUCGUCAACAUCUCGUCACUCUUUGAAUCGUAUGUCAAAUCUUUAGCUACACAGUUCAGCAAGAAACAUCGUUUUCAUUUACAAGAAGAUGACGAAGAUGCCUUUCAAAGCGAGGUUGGCGAUCUUGUACAUCACAUUGAAAAACUUUGUUUCUCCAUCGAGACAACGAAAAAGACAUUCUUUACCGAUGGAGAAAUCAUGGGUACUUCCAUUAACACCAAUGUCAUGAAAUUUGGCGUCUUGCAACGAUCUCCUACUACUGGUUUGAUAAAAGGACACUGCUCUGUGUUAAACAAUCAUAUGUCAGCCCGUCAUUUAGCGGACUUACCACCAGAAGAACUACAAGAAACACUAGACCAACGACACAUUUUAAAAUAUACUAAAUACAGCGACAUUGUAUCUUUCCUGUGUGGCUUGUACUAUUUAGGCGAAAGGCUUUCGGAUGUCGAAAAGAUUUUCACAGGGCUGACUGAGAUAAAGACGACUCGACGUCUGAAUGGUGGAUCGGUUCAUCUAGUUCACCUGAACCAGAGCUUACAAAGCAUUGUGGAAUGCCAAGGCAAUGCGAAGAAUGUUCAAACAGUAGCUACAUCAUUUCCAAAGGCUUUAUCAUUACACAAACGCGGCAUUUAUCCAGUCAAUGCUAUAUUAGGACUUGCAAGUGUGCUUAAAAAUGGUAUUGUGCAUUUAGUCCAAUUUGAUAUGUAUAUGCAUCAUUAUUAUUUAUACCAGGAGAACAUUUACAUGGAACUUGCAACAGCCCUAUCGAAAUGUUCCACUUUAAAAAUAAUCAAAGCCACAUGGGCUCGACCAGAAAUGAUGGCAAAAUUUUUAGCAAAAAUGACCCAAAAUAAGCCAUCACUGGACUUCGUUCAAGUUGACGCCUUAAAGAGAUCGACGUGUGAGGAACUAUCAGCUGUUACUUGGGAUGACUUACAAUCCUUCUGUGAAAAUCUUCAAAACUGCCAAAGCUUUUCCUUUAUUGGAUGCCAAUUUCCUCAAAUUGUGGGACAUGUUAUCAAGUGUCUUCCUUAUACCAUAAGUGCUAUCGACUUUUCAAAAUCUGAACUGAAUUUGAUCUGUGCUUCCCAACUUGCGUCCCAUUUAGAACACUCGCGUUGUCUUAAGAAUCUGAACUUGAGCAAUACUGAACUUAUGGGCUCUUCAAUAGUUGCUUUAGCUCACGGACUGAAGCUGAGUGGUUCCAUCGAAGAGCUUAGAUUGUGUGGUAUAGAAUUCGAUAGGUCAGGUAUAGCAGCUUUGGGAGAAGCUCUGAGAUUAGUGACCACUUUGAAGGCUUUGGACCUAAAUGACUGUACACUGACAUCAGAAAUGUGUAGUCUUUUAGCACCCGCAUUUGCAGAUAAUCAAAGCCUCAAUGUUCUGAGGGUAUCCAGUGCCAGAAUUGCCUCCCCGGACUUGUCUUUAAUAAAAAGUCAACAAAAUGAUAAUUUUUCUGUCGUUUUUACAGAUGAUCAAAUCAUGGUUUAG